UCUCUCCUCCCCUCUCUGGCUUUUGUGUCACUGUCUCUGAGCUGCUAGGAGGGUGCGCUGGAGGAAGGGGGCUGGGGUGAGAGGCACCCCCUUCACGCGCGCGCGCGCGCACACACGUUGCCGGCGCACGCACACACGCGCGGGUACACACUCACAGACACGUACGCACACACAUACACACGCACAAAGCUCGCUCGCCUCGAGCGCACUAACGUGGCCGUUUUCUUUGUGUGGAGCCCUCGAGGGGGGUUGGGGCCCCGGUCUGGUCCGGGGGAGAUGGCGCAGCCCAUCCUGGGCCAUGGGAACCUGCAGCCCGCCUCGGCCGCUGGCCUGGCCUCCCUGGAGCUGGACUCGUCGCUGGACCAGUACGUGCAGAUUCGCAUCUUCAAAAUCAUCGUGAUCGGGGACUCCAACGUGGGCAAGACCUGCCUGACCUUCCGCUUCUGCGGGGGUACCUUCCCGGACAAGACUGAAGCCACCAUCGGCGUUGACUUCAGGGAGAAGACGGUGGAAAUAGAGGGCGAGAAGAUCAAGGUACAGGUGUGGGACACAGCAGGUCAGGAACGCUUCCGCAAGAGCAUGGUGGAGCACUACUACCGCAACGUGCAUGCUGUGGUCUUUGUCUACGACGUCACGAAGAUGACCUCCUUCACCAACCUCAAAAUGUGGAUCCAAGAAUGCAAUGGGCAUGCUGUGCCCCCACUAGUCCCGAAAGUGCUUGUGGGCAACAAGUGUGACUUGAGGGAACAGAUCCAGGUACCCUCCAACUUAGCCCUGAAAUUUGCUGAUGCCCACAACAUGCUCUUAUUUGAGACGUCGGCCAAGGACCCCAAAGAGAGCCAGAAUGUGGAGUCAAUUUUCAUGUGCCUGGCUUGCCGAUUGAAGGCUCAGAAAUCUCUGCUCUAUCGUGAUGCUGAGAGGCAGCAGGGAAAGGUGCAAAAACUGGAGUUCCCACAGGAAGCUAACAGUAAAACUUCCUGUCCCUGUUGAAACCAAAUGGUAUAAAUACAAGAGCAAUUAUCACUGGAGGGUUUUUUCUUUCCCUUUUUUCCGUGCCUGCGUAACACUGACACCUGCUUGUUUCCAUACAAAUUGAUAUUAAAAUAAAAUUUGUAUAGAUUAUCA
This is a messenger RNA of Bubalus bubalis (water buffalo), 1125 nucleotides long. RefSeq names its product RAB33A, member RAS oncogene family (gene RAB33A). Lineage: Eukaryota; Metazoa; Chordata; Mammalia; Artiodactyla; Bovidae. The coding region runs from base 277 to 990 and encodes 237 amino acids. Gene Ontology annotation, molecular function: GTP binding; GTPase activity. The transcript is spliced from 2 exons. Gene Ontology annotation, cellular component: Golgi apparatus; endosome. The record is from RefSeq and is a predicted model, not a curated record. Gene Ontology annotation, biological process: Rab protein signal transduction.